GUGUAAAAUCAUAAAGGAUAACCACUACACGUCAUCUUGUAAAUUUGUUAUAUUAUGUGGCAUGAAAUAAAGUAAAAUUUUGUAUAUUCAUUUGUGUUACAUUCAAAUAAUAUCAAAAUGGUGUUGAUCGCCGCAGCUGUUACCACCAGAGUUGGUAAAACAAUUGUCUCGAGACAGUUUGUUGAAAUGACCAAAGCUCGUAUUGAAGGUUUAUUAGCUGCAUUUCCGAAAUUAAUGUCAACUGGUAAACAACAUACAUUCGUUGAAACCGAUUCAGUACGUUAUGUAUAUCAGCCAUUAGAAAAAUUAUAUAUGUUGUUGAUAACAACAAAAGCCAGUAAUAUUUUGGAGGAUUUAGAAACGUUACGGUUAUUUUCGAGAGUGAUUCCAGAAUAUUGCCAUACUAUGGAAGAAUCAGAAGUAAUCGAUAAUGCAUUUUCAUUAAUAUUCGCAUUUGAUGAAAUCGUUGCACUUGGUUAUCGUGAAAGUGUGAAUUUAGCACAAAUUCGUACAUUCGUUGAAAUGGAUUCGCAUGAAGAAAAAGUAUAUCAAGCUGUAAGACAGACACAAGAACGUGAAGCUAAAAUAAAGAUGCGUGAAAAAGCAAAAGAAUUACAGCGUGCACGGGUUGAAGCAGCUAAAAAAGGUACACCACGUUCAAAUUACACAUCGUCAUCCUCAUCUGGUGGAUUUGGUAAUAAUACCAUUAUUAGUAAUAACGUCAACGAUUCAAGUGACAAGAAUAAUUAUCUCACCAUACAGAAAGUAUCAACAACAGGCCCAACAGCUACAUCAGGUGGUACACGUGGUGGCAUGAAGCUUGGAAGUAAAACACGUGAUGUUGAUAGUUUUGUUGCACAAUUAAAGAGUGAAGGUGAGAACAUUACAUCAACAAACUUAUUAAAUAAAUCAUCAACGCAGCCAUCAUUAAAUCAACAACAGAAUAACAAAACGUUAAUAUCAACUGGUGGAUCCAGAUCUGGUACAAUUCAUUCUGAUAACAUGCAAGAUGUACAUUUAAGACAAGAAGAACGAAUGAUAAUAAAAUUAACACGUGAUGGUGGCAUUAUUGGUAUUGAAUUAUUAGGUUUAUUAACAUUACGUAUACAAAAUGAACGUUAUGCACGUGUACGCAUCAAAAUUGAUAACAAUAACACUGAUACCAAGGGCAUACAAUUACAAACACAUCCAAAUGUUGAUAAAGAAUUAUUUAAAUUAAAAUCACAGAUUGGUUUAAAAAAUCAACAGAAACCGUUUCCAUUGAACACAGACGUUGGUGUAUUAAAGUAUCGUUUAACAAAUACCACACAAAAUACAGAUUCAGAUAAUUAUCAAUCGUUAUUACCGUUAGUUAUUAAUUGUUGGCCAACUGAAUCACAAGAUACAAACAGUUGUGAUGUUAACAUAGAAUAUGAAUUAGAACACUUACAAUUAGAAUUAUCUGAUGUUACAAUUGUUAUACCAUUACCUAAUGGUGUUACACCAAUAAUAAAUGAAUGUGAUGGUGAAUAUAUCCAUGAUGGACGUAAAAAUCAAUUAAUAUGGAACAUACCAAUUAUUGAUUCAUCAAAUAAAUCAGGUGCAUUGGAAUUUAAUUGUCAGCAUUCACAACCAAAUGAUUUCUAUCCAAUUCAAAUUCAAUUUACAUCACCUACAACAUUAUAUACAGAUAUUAAAGUGAGUGAAGUAUUAUUAGUGGAUGAUGAGACCCCUGUUAAACAUUCUGUUGAUACCGUCUUUUUUACUGAUAAAUAUGAAAUUGUUUAAAAUUUAUUAUCAAAAUCAAAUUUAAUUAAUUAAUAAAAAAAACGAGUGUUGUUAAUUAAUUAAUUUGCAUAUAUUAAUGAUUGCACACCAUACACAAAACAACAAGAAUACAAAA
Chrysoperla carnea is the source of this 1882-nucleotide messenger RNA. It is a transcript of the gene deltaCOP, whose product is annotated as coatomer subunit delta. The record is from RefSeq and is a predicted model, not a curated record. The transcript has 10 exons. Gene Ontology annotation, cellular component: cytosol; COPI vesicle coat. Lineage: Eukaryota; Metazoa; Arthropoda; Insecta; Neuroptera; Chrysopidae. Bases 118 to 1767 code for a protein of 549 amino acids. Gene Ontology annotation, biological process: endoplasmic reticulum to Golgi vesicle-mediated transport; Golgi localization; retrograde vesicle-mediated transport, Golgi to endoplasmic reticulum.